AUGGCUGGAGGUACCAUGGCACAACUUUGUCCAGCGCAAAAAUACGUGGAAGCACCGAGAAUAUCCUGUCUCUACUUCCAUCCGGGCUCUUGCCUAUGUUGUUUUUGCCUGCGCAGGCUGAGCCUUCAGCUCAUAGUGCAGACCAAUGAGAGCUUCUCAGGGACGCUGAUCCUCAUGGAGGAGACUACAGAGCCCACGUCCACAGAGGAUGCAAAGUGUCUGCUGCUGCAGGUCGGGGGUGACACGAUGCUGGGAAUAUCCUACCACGCACAGAAUAAGGAACCACCAAGGCCCAUGACGCUGAACCUUUUGCUGCAGCUGCUCGACCGUGGCAAAGAGCUCAGCAUGCGAGACUGGCAUCUGCUGCAUGUGGCCAUUGUCGAGCUUAGAGAGAGUACAUUCAUUGGCCGGCUGUUUUUUGGUGAUCCAACCACCAAUGAGAUCACUUGGGAUUGCGACUGCCGUCCCUCCGAUGGCUGCUGGCUUGCAUUGAAGAGGAUGUGUCCCCUGUACGUGCACAAAUCUGUCUGGGAAGAGUGUGCCCAGCCCCUGAAGGUGGUGUUCUCGGUGGAGCAGACACGCGCCCUUCUGGAGAACAUGUCACAGUUCUCGCAUGUCACCCAUCGAGAAGAUGAGGUCGGGGAUCCCCUGACCUCGAUAAGAGAAGCUGAUCCAGUUGUGAUCAAGAGGCUCAAGCGACAAAUGGCUGUGGCCAUCUCAGAAGAGGACUACACAACAGCGGCAAAGAUCAGGGACCACCCUUACAUGACGAAGUACAAGAUGAUACAUGAACACAAGCAGGCAGGGCGCUUCUCGGAGGCGGAUGAUCUUGAGAAAGAUCUGGAGAAGGAGAUCAAGGAUAACGACAACACACUGUAG
Molecule: messenger RNA, 879 nt
Organism: Ostreobium quekettii
Lineage: Eukaryota; Viridiplantae; Chlorophyta; Ulvophyceae; Bryopsidales; Ostreobiaceae
Source: the annotation of a GenBank genome assembly